AUGAGUGUCCGAGUUGUCGCGCGUAUCCGUCCCCUUCUCAAUUCCGAACGGGAAGCCGAUGUGAUCGUUCGUACAGGAUCUUCCGCUACCGCCGACUCCAAAUCACGCCAGUCAAUAAUUGGCGACAAGAGUGACAAGAGUGACAAGAAAUUGGCGGCAUUGAGAGACAGAGAUAAUGUGGUCCGGAUUCCAAACCCCAAGAAUGAGGGGGAGGAGUAUGCGUUCCAGUUCAAUGGCGUGUACGAUGCGGAAGUGUCGCAACAGGAGCUGUUUGAUGCUGAAGUGUCGCCAACAAUCAAACAUCUUCUCAACGGAUUCGACGUGACCCUCUUCGCAUACGGUGUCACCGGAACAGGCAAAACACAUACAAUGCGUGGCGGGAAAACCUUGGCGGACCGAGGUGUAAUUCCCCGUCUACUCAGUGGCAUCUACAGACGCAGUCGGAAGAUUGAAAAGGAUAGCAAUGGGGAGAAGACAGUCCAGGUUGCCCUGAGUUAUUAUGAAAUCUACAACGACAAGGUGUUCGACUUGUUUGAGCCUCUCGAGAAGCGCACAAUGUCAGGUCUUCCCCUCCGGGACAAUGGCGGCAAAACUGUGGUUUGCGGCCUGAGUGAGAAGCCGUGUACCACUUUGAAGGAGUUUGAGCAGCUAUAUGAUCAGGCAAACACUAACCGAUCCACAUCCGCAACCAAGCUCAAUGCCCAUUCGUCUCGAUCUCACGCCGUUCUCGGUGUGAAGGUCACCAUCACCUCCCCUAACAAGGUUCGCGUCAGCACCGCUUCCGCUAUUGAUCUCGCAGGAUCCGAAGACAAUCGACGGACGGAAAAUGAUAAGGAGCGCAUGGUAGAAUCGGCUAGCAUCAACAAGAGUCUGUUCGUUCUGGCACAGUGUGUCGAGGCUAUCAACAAGAAGCAGCAUCGCAUCCCAUAUCGCGAGUCCAAGAUGACAAGAAUUUUGUCCUUGGGACAGAACAACGGCUUGACAGUGAUGAUUCUCAACCUCGCGCCUGUCCGGUCUUAUCAACUUGACACAAUUAGCUCUUUGAACGUCGCCAAUCGCACACGGAAGAUUGAGGUCCGGGAAGUAGAAAACGAUCCCAUGUUCAAGGGACCGGCCCGGCCAUCGAUCCGGCCAUCUAUGGGCACUCGGCAACCUUUGCGUGCACUGACAGCUUCUGUGAAUGUCAAUAUGCCAGCACCCGCUGCGAAGGACUCUGCAGAAAAGGAAGACGGCAAACCCGUCAAGGCAUUCAGCGUAUAUUCGGACAAGCCACAGCCCAAGCUUAUUAGCCAGCUCCGGAAACCGGACGGACCGAAACGCACCUCGAUCUCCAACGCUCCCUCCGCCCUUCCAUCAUUGAAGUCCGCUCGUCAGGCCCUGGGCCCGCAGCCCAGCGCGCGCCAUGACGACUUAUCGGCUGCUAGGAUCGAGGAGAUGGUUGAGAGGAAGGUCGAGGAGAUCUUAGCUGUGCGGGCUGUGAGCGAACAAUCGAGGCAGACACAGGUUCAUGAGCUUAAUGAGCAGCUUCAAAAGCGAUUGGAACAGUUGGAGCAGCGCAUUGAUGGUACAGAAGAUGCGCGGGCUGAGGGUCUGUCCUACCUUCUGAUGGCUAAACAACAUCAGGCACGUGGUGAAGACGGCUCAGCCCUGAGAAUGUACCAGCUGGCAGCUCCCCACUUCCCCCACAACGAGAAGCUAGCAGGCAAGAUUGCUGCCCUGAAGGAGCGUGUCCAUGCAAAGGCUUGGGAGGAAAAAGCCCAUUCCCCGCCUAAGGGGAGGGGUAGCAUGCUUUCCUUCAAGAAUGAUGUACCACAAACCCUUGGCAAACGCCAAUCAGAGAAUCACGAGGAUACCUACAUGGACCAGACUCAUGCCGGAUUUUCAAGCGACGAGGACGUCCCUCGCCCAAAACAUAAGAAGCGUGCUGCAGCCAAGCUCGGUCAGAUCGAGGAAGCCCCCGAGCUCCUUGAUAUUGAGGACCCGUCCAUCUCUCCCCGAACUAUGCAUAUUCUUUCCAUUAUCAACUCGCGGGACGUGAGCCAGAUCAAAUUGCUCAAGGGAGUGGGCGCCAAGAAGGCAGAGGCUCUUGUUGACUGCCUCUGCGAGAUGGACCAGGCAUCAUUGGAUACAAACAGUGGAAUCUCAGACCAGUCCCAAUUCCAGGUCAACAGCCUGUCACAACUGAGCCAGCUGAAAGGUGUUGGGGUCAAAACGGUCCAGAAUAUGAGACAAGGAAUAUUUGCUUGA
Penicillium concentricum is the source of this 2247-nucleotide messenger RNA. RefSeq names its product kinesin family protein. The transcript has 3 exons. Gene Ontology annotation, biological process: microtubule-based movement. Lineage: Eukaryota; Fungi; Ascomycota; Eurotiomycetes; Eurotiales; Aspergillaceae. Bases 1 to 2247 code for a protein of 748 amino acids. Gene Ontology annotation, molecular function: ATP hydrolysis activity; microtubule binding; microtubule motor activity. Gene Ontology annotation, cellular component: microtubule; kinesin complex. The record is from RefSeq and is a predicted model, not a curated record.